Molecule: messenger RNA, 1662 nt
Organism: Rosa rugosa (rugosa rose)
Lineage: Eukaryota; Viridiplantae; Streptophyta; Magnoliopsida; Rosales; Rosaceae
Exons: 4
Coding region: 1-1662 (553 amino acids)
Molecular function (GO): zinc ion binding
Source: RefSeq, a predicted model, not a curated record
AUGGCUUACAGAGCCAAGGUGCAGGCAACUAAGAAGGCUCAGGGAAGUUAUGCAGACCAGUACAACCUCUUAGAAAGCUAUGCACAUGAAUUGAAGAAAAGGAACCCAGGGACCUCAGUCUGGAUAGCCACUGAGUUGGAUGGGGAGUUGACUAGGUUUAAAAGAAUAUAUAUUUGCAUCGAGGCUCUGAAGAAAGGUUGGAGGGAGGGGUGCAGGCCCAUAAUAGGGCUGGAUGGUUGUCACCUUAAGGGUGUACAUAAGGGACAGCUUUUAUCUGCAGUAGGAAUAGACGGGAACAAUGGUAUAUAUCCCAUUGCAUGGGCAAUAGCAGAAGCUGAAAGCAGAAAAUCAUGGCAGUGGUUUCUGGAAUUUCUGAAGGAAGACUUGGAUAUACAUCACUCAAGUCACUACUCAUUCAUGAGUGACAAGCAGAAAGGACUUGAGCAAGUAAUUAAGGAUCUGUUUCCAGACUCCCAACAUCGACAUUGUGUCAGACACCUGCAUAACAAUUUCAAGAAUGAUGGCCAUAGAGGGUUGGAGUUGAAGCAGAAGCUAUGGGCAGUGGCUAGAGCUUGUACAAUGAGCCAGUAUGCAAGUGCAAUGGAAGACAUGAAGAAGAGUUCAGUAGGAGCAUGGCAGUGGUGCUUGGAUAGGCCUGCUAUACACUGGUCCAAGUCUCAUUUUCAUGAGAAAUUCAAGUGUGAUGUUCUGCUCAAUAACCAUAGUGAAAGCUUCAACAAAAGCAUUCUAGAGGCAAGGAAGAAACCUAUUCUCCCAUGCUUGGAAGAUAUCAGAAUGGCCACAAUGUUGAGGUUGGCAAACAGGAGACAAAGUGGGCCAAAUUGGAGGUGUAGAGUUGGCCCCAGGGUGGAGAAACAGUUGAAGAAACAAGCAGACUUGGCUGCUGAUUAUAGACCAAGGGAGUCAAGUGACCUCAGGUUUGAAAUUCAAGGAAGAGGGGUGGGCUGUGCAAGUGGGGUGGUGGCACAACAUUCUGUGGCUUUAGAUAUGAAGUCUUGUACCUAUAAGAGAUGGGAUAUUUCUGGUCUUCCUUGUGGCCAUGCCAUAGCUGCAAUAUACUCAAAGGGAAGGUCGCCAGAUGAGUAUGUCGAUGACUACUUUACGAAGGAGAGAUACAUGAAGGCAUAUGAGCCAAUCAUGUACCCAAUAAAUGGAGUGCAAGAGUGGGAUAUGAUAAACAGGCCUAUUGCCCCACCUCUUUAUAGGAGACAGCCUGGGAGACCUAAGAUGGCUAGAAACAAAGAAGCAGGUGAAGUGGAACCACCAGCUGGAUUAACCAAGCUGCCCAAAGUUUAUUACACUCAAGUUAAAUGUGGCAUCUGUAAGAAGAAAGGCCACAAUAGGAGGACAUGUCUCAGCAGAAAUCAGGCUCCAAAUGAUAAUGACCAGUCUGAGCCUCAACAUGAGGAGGUUCAACAUCAGGCUGUGCAGCAGGAGGUUCAAAAUGAGGGGGUGCCAACUGAUAAUGUGCAGCAGGAGGUUCAAGCUGAGGAAAGCAUUCCAGCAUCUGAUUCUGUGCCUUUUAUGCAGUCACAACAGUCCACCAAUGGAAACUGGGCAACACAGGAUGAUGAUGGGAUGAGCGGUAGAAAGAAAUCGGACAUCAGCCAGUCAAUUCUCUGUCGGCUGUACUUGCCUUGA